Molecule: messenger RNA, 1659 nt
Organism: Magallana angulata
Lineage: Eukaryota; Metazoa; Mollusca; Bivalvia; Ostreida; Ostreidae
Exons: 1
Molecular function (GO): protein binding; zinc ion binding
Source: RefSeq, a predicted model, not a curated record
ACUAUGGAUCCUCAUUCUAGUGCUCAGGAUGUGCACCGAUGUGACCUUUGUGAGACCGCCAUAGUACACAGCUACUGCGACUUUUGCCAUGUCAACCUAUGUAAACCCUGUAUAAUAGAUCAUAUAUUAGAUGAAUAUGACAAACAUAAGAUAGUUCCUUUCCAGAAACGAAGAUCAACCCUUAUUCAUUCAAAAUGUGAAACACAUCCACACAGAAAAUGUGAAUUCCAGUGCAAGGAUUACAAUAAUAUGUUGGUUUGUUCUUCCUGCAUGGCAUCUAAACAGCACAAGGGACAUAACUUUGUAGAAGUUACAGAAGUUUACAAGACAAAGAAAGAUGAUAUUAAAAAAGAUACAAAAGAGUUAGAAAAUCAUAUUUCCCCUACAUAUGAAGAAAUUGCAUUCGACUUAGAAAAUCAGCUUGCCAGCCUUGAUGGAGGAUAUGAGAAACUUGAAACAUCGAUGUCCAAUCAAGGAGAGCAAUGGCACAGAGAAAUUGACUUCAUUGUCAACAAAAUGAAAACUGAAAUCAGCAAAAUAAAGGUAAAACACAAAGAACUUUUACAGAAACAUUUGAAUGAAAUCAAACAGAUACAGUCUCUUAUAAAGGAAACACUGCAUGCUUUAAGGAAAAUUGAGGAGUCCACUGAAGUAUCUCCUAUCAUUGAAUACAGCUCUAAGAUCAGAGAGUUUAGCAAGCUUCCACCCAAGGUUAAGGUAUCACUGCCAACAUUCAUUCCAAAACCAAUAGACCGCGAGAAGCUGUCUAUUUGGUUUGGACAUAUAACACCAUUAUCUACUGCUACAGAAGAAAAUAUAUUGUCACAAAACCAACCCUACACACCAAACAGAGAACUACUAGAUGAACCUGAACUUGUUGCCACAAUACAAACUGGGUAUAGAAACCUAUGUAGUGUCACCUGUGUAAAUGAAGACAUGAUAUGGACAAGUGGAAUGAGUGCUAAUAUCAAAUGCUUAGAUAUCAAAGGUUCAACACUUGACACAAUCUUUACAAAAUCAGGUAUUUGGCCCAAUGAUAUAGCUGUAGACAGUGAUGGGAAUCUACUGUACUCAGAUAGAGGAACAAGAACAGUGUAUAAAAUAAAGAGAAGCCAGACAGAAGAGUUGGUCAGAUUACAGGGAUGGAGGCUAUAUAAUCUGUGUGUCACCUCUACUGGUGAUCUCCUGGUUACCAUGUACAGUGAUAAUCAAACUGAAUCCAAAGUUGUCCGUUACUCGGGAUCUAAAUUGAAACAAACAAUUCAAUUUGAUGAUGAAGGUAAACCUCUGUACUCAGGGAAUUGUUUUAUGAAAUAUAUCACAGAGAACAGAAACCAUGACAUCUGUGUAGCAGACUAUAAGGCUGAUGCUGUGGUGGUAGUUAAUCAGGACGGAAAACUCAGGUGGAGAUACACCGCACAUCCGUCAGUUAACAAGAACAAACCAUUUCAACCAAGGGGUAUCACAACAGACAGUAAGAGUCGUAUCCUGACAGCAGACAGUGACAACCACUCUAUCCACAUUCUGGAUCAGAAUGGACCGUUUCUUCGUUACAUUGAUAACUGUUAUCUGGAGGAUCCAUUUGGUUUAUGUGUGGACAAUAAUGGCAAUUUAUUUGUGUGUGAGCUUUACAAAGGAAAUGUAAAGAAAUUCAAAUAU